Molecule: messenger RNA, 1017 nt
Organism: Oncorhynchus nerka (sockeye salmon)
Lineage: Eukaryota; Metazoa; Chordata; Actinopteri; Salmoniformes; Salmonidae
Product: cyclin-dependent kinase 2-associated protein 1
Exons: 4
Coding region: 105-470 (121 amino acids)
Cellular component (GO): nucleus; cytoplasm
Source: RefSeq, a predicted model, not a curated record
AAGUGACGGCCAUAUUUGCCGGGUGCCGUUGCUGUAAACAAAAAGUGAGAGACAGACGCUUCACUGAAUUUGAUUUUCAGGUCAUUUUAUUUCUUUAAUUUACAAUGUCUCUGGGAAUGUCUUACAAACCCAAUGUCCACCAGCACAUUCCAGGAACUUCUGGGAACCAGGUUGGAAACAUUCCGUCUCCGUCAGCAGCCAACUUGGCCACGUUGCAGUCCUACAGGCCGCUGGUGAACGAUGUUUACGCGCCACCCUCCUUGGGCUUCACACAGGGAUCCAGCAGCAGCCAGGUACCCCAGAGUAAGUAUUCAGAGCUGCUGGCCAUCAUCGAGGAGCUAGGGAAGGAGAUCCGGCCCACCUACGCCGGCAGCAAGAGUGCCAUGGAGAGAAUAAAACGAGGUAUCAUCCAUGCCAGGGGACUGGUGCGGGAGUGCUUGGCAGAGACUGAGAGAAAUGCCAGGUCCUAGCUACAGAAGCACUACCCUCUCCUGUAGAAGAACCAAUACUCUCACUCACCAUGUCAAAGACCACUGCAUGGCACAUCCUCUAAAAAGAGGAAUGGAAAACAAAAUAAGGGAUGGUUAAAAAGGUCAAGAAAAUGUUUCAGAAAGGUUAAGAUUUGAGAAAAGGAGGGAAAGGGGACACUAGAAUAGAAUUCAGAAUUCAACGGAUUUGGUUUUUCUUCAUGCCCCGUUUUGGGGUGACAGUUUCCUGACUUCAUAUUUAAAAUUAAUAGUAAUUUUUGCAUGCAAACAUAUGGGUCAAUCAUGGCCUUCAGUUAAUUGUAGACAUUGCAUGGCUUGUACCGGAUUAGACUAGGAGAGGAACACUUUUUGGUAGAUGUUGGUCUGAAUUCCAGACCCUUAAUGGUUGAACAAGUGAAGGACAGAAAUGUGCCAAAUACAUUUGUUCAUUCAUGUUGAGGUUCUUUUUGGGAUCAAUAAUGAAAAUGCUGUUACUUGCAUCUUUGUAUGUAUUUAUUACUUGUGUAAUAAAAUGUAUUUUCAAUACAAA